Messenger RNA from Stylophora pistillata, 1477 nucleotides. RefSeq names its product battenin. Gene Ontology annotation, biological process: regulation of intracellular pH. NCBI's taxonomy places the organism in Eukaryota, Metazoa, Cnidaria, Anthozoa, Scleractinia, Pocilloporidae. Gene Ontology annotation, cellular component: membrane; vacuole. The record is from RefSeq and is a predicted model, not a curated record.
UAUAUGGAAAUUAGAUUAGUACCUUAGUUACUAAAUUGAACUGAGGGGAAAAUUUUUUUUCAAGGGCACGAGAACUCUCAAUUCCGUCUUCAUUAUGUUGAAGAUGGACGACAGAAGUACAGAAAUUGAGUCGUCUUCGAACCUCUCAGAGGAACAAAAUGACAUCACAGAUAUACCCAGCGGUAGCAGAAGCAGAGAAGGAAAGAGUAGAAGAAAUCUAAUUGGUUUCUGGCUUCUUGGCUUAUGUAACAACUUUGGUUAUGUGGUUAUGUUGAGUGCUGCUCAUGAUAUUCUUCAUGAAGAGAAAAACAGUGAUCAAGGAAACCAAACUUCAAACAAUGCAAGUUUGACAUUGGAUAUUAGUGGAUCAUUUAACUCAACUGAUGGUUUAGAAUGUAACCCUCUGUCGACUGGGACUGUUCUUUUGGCUGAUAUUUUACCAACACUCAUUAUCAAGAUUACAGCACCCUUCUAUAUGCAAAGAAUACCAUACAGCAUACGCAUGGCAAUAUGCGUUUUGUUUGCCUUUGCAAGUUUUUUCAUUGUGGCCUUUUCUCAAGCACUCUGGUUUAGUUUGUUAGGUGUGGUAUUUGCAAGUAUAAGUUCAGGAUUUGGAGAAAUCACAUUACUGAGCUAUUCAGCUCAUUUUGACAAAGAUGUUGUAUCAACAUGGUCUUCUGGCACUGGGGGUGCUGGAGUAUUUGGUGCACUAUCCUAUGCUGGGUUCACCUCCGCAGGGGUCACUCCCAGAAACACAGUCCUAAUAAUGAACGUCAUACCAUUUACACUAGGAGUCAGCUACUGGUUCAUCCUUGAACAUCCCAAGGGUGUAACUGAACGGGAACCUUUGUUGGAAACAGAAAGGACAGAAGGGGCUGAAAAGCUCCCUGUUGAUCCGCUUACGAUUAAAGUGAAACUUAUCAUUACCAAGUCAUUGUUGAAGUUUAUGCUGCCGUUAUUCUUUGUUUACUUUGCGGAAUAUUUCAUCAACCAAGGUUUGCAUGAAUUAAUAUACUGGAAUAGGAUUUGGUUAACACCUUCAGAGCAGUACAGAUGGUAUCAAGUUGACUACCAAAUUGGCGUCUUUAUAUCACGUUCAUCUGUUAAUAUCUUCCCUAUCAAAAAGAUAUGGAUAUUGGCCGUUCUACAGAAUGUAAAUCUUGUUAUACUCCUGUGCGAAGCGUAUUUCCACUUCCUGCCAUCAGUGUGGAUCAUGUUCUUGAUUGUCCUAUACGAAGGGCUUCUCGGAGGUGCUUGUUACGUCAAUGCGUUUUAUAGGAUUUCACAAGAGGUUCCACCGAAGCAUAGGGAGUUCUCAAUGGGUGUGACAAGUAUGGCUGACAGUUGCGGCAUAGCACUAGCUGGGGCUACUGCUCUGCCUACCCAUAAUGCUCUUUGUACAUACUGGAGAAACAAGAUUAGAAGUUAACGGUUACUCUGGUGACUGAAUAAAUGGAUGAAUUUUUCAACCAUUGAA